Messenger RNA from Cucurbita pepo subsp. pepo (vegetable marrow), 1284 nucleotides. It is a transcript of the gene NPSN13, whose product is annotated as Putative plant snare 13. NCBI's taxonomy places the organism in Eukaryota, Viridiplantae, Streptophyta, Magnoliopsida, Cucurbitales, Cucurbitaceae. Gene Ontology annotation, molecular function: SNAP receptor activity; SNARE binding. The record is from RefSeq and is a predicted model, not a curated record. Gene Ontology annotation, cellular component: ER to Golgi transport vesicle membrane; endoplasmic reticulum membrane; late endosome membrane. Gene Ontology annotation, biological process: vesicle fusion.
UUNCGGUUUUUUUUUUUUUUUUUUCUCCUUUUUUACUUUACUUGGAUCCCAUGCUGUUUCGAAUUCUGUAGAUGCAAUAAACUGUAUAGAUUGUUGCAACUUACACUUCCGGCGAGAUGACCAGCGGCUUGCAGAUGAAUCCUCAGUUAGAGCAGAUCCAUGGUGAAAUUCGUGACAAUUUUCGGGCGCUUUCAAAUGGGUUUCAAAGACUGGAUAAUAUCAGAGAUUCCAGUAGACAAAGUAAGCAGUUGGAGGAGCUCACAGGAAAGAUGAGAGAAUGUAAAAGAUUAAUUAAAGAUUUUGACCGUGAACUCAAGGAUGAAGAGAGUAAAAAUCCACCGGAAGUGAAUAAGCAGCUCAACGAUGAGAAGCAAUCAAUGAUUAAAGAGCUGAAUUCAUUUGUUGCACUGAGGAAAACGUACGUGAAUAGUCUUGGAAAUAAAAGAGUUGAGCUAUUUGAUGAGGGAGGUGUAAGCGAACCUACUGCUGAUAAUAAUGUUCAGAUGGCCUCAUCUAUGACAAAUCAAGAACUUAUGGAUGCUGGGAAGAAAACAAUGGAUGAGACCGAUCAGGCUAUUGAACGCACUAAAAAGGUGGUUGAACAAACUAUUGAAGUUGGAACUCAAACUGCUGUUACAUUAAAAGGCCAAACUGAUCAAAUGGGCCGUAUAGUAAAUGAGCUCGACACGAUUAAUUUUUCGAUUAAGAAGGCUUCCCAGCUCGUGAAGGAAAUUGGCAGACAGGUUGCUACAGACAAAUGCAUCAUGCUGUUUCUGUUCCUAAUUGUUUGUGGAGUGAUAGCCAUAAUCGUUGUUAAGAUUGUGAACCCCAACAACAAAGACAUCAGGGAUAUUCCUGGAUUGGCACCGCCCGUUCCCGCCAGGAGGCUUUUGUAUCUGAGGACACCUGAACAUUUCGAGUAAAUUCUUGCCUUAGAAACAGGUAGAUCUUCGUUGUUCGGUCAUCUACUUCGAGUAAAUUCUUGCUUAAAGCCAUCGAGAGACACGACAUUGUGAGAAUUCUUCUGCUUUGCUUUCCUUUCCUUGUAUGCAAUUCAAUCUAUUCUUGGCUGAGAUGUGCAUAGAGCUUGGUAUGUUAUAUUAGUUUUUAUUUGAAGAGAAACUACAAUGUGUUCCUGUAAAUGUAUUACUUUGAGGUGAUUCAUGUCUUUGCGGAUUUUACCCACUUGACAUUGUUUUGUACACUAAGUCAUUGUGUCUAACAGCAUUAUGAAUUCCAUUCCCACUGCCCAGUGGUUGAUAGUUAUUCUAUUUUAUUUGUAUA